Paramecium pentaurelia is the source of this 1950-nucleotide messenger RNA. The record is from the annotation of a GenBank genome assembly. Lineage: Eukaryota; Ciliophora; Oligohymenophorea; Peniculida; Parameciidae.
UAUGUCAGACGAUUAAGUAGCUAAUGAAUUAGAUGAUGUAGAAAAGAAUUAAGUUAAAGUAAAGUUUCCUCAAAGAUCUUGGAUUUCUAUAAUAUAAAAUAAAAUUGUAUCUGUAAAUCAAGUAAUAAUCAUUAUUUUACUAAUAUCUUAGAUAAGUCAAUCAGAAUUUGAAGAUAAACAUGAUACCAAUAUUGGAAUAACUCCAGGAAGAAGUGAAAGAGAAUCUUUUUGUAAAUCCAAACAUGGCUCUUCACUCUUUUUUCGAGAGGAUUUAGGAAGAUCUAGGAUUAGUGAUUUUGAUCCUACUUCAAUAAAAUAUAGAGUAAUCUUAUUAUAAUUAUUUAUUUAGACUCAACCUCAUGAAGUCAAUUUCAGAAUCAAAGUCUUUAUUAAGUAUCUAGCCCUUAGAAUUCUGUUUUCUAUUAUUGGUCCAUUUCUACUGAUUUAUGGAUUAUUUAAUAAAGAUUGGAUUAACUUUAUGAAAAAUUUCAGGAUUUAUGGUUGCACAAAAGGAACUGCAUUCAAUUAUUUUCGUUGGAUUACAAAUUAUAUUUUUUUCUUCUCUUUUGUAUAUUAUAUUGGAAACUAUGGAUACAAAAGAAUGCAUUAUGAAAUUGGAUUCUUUUGUAUCCUAUUUGUAACAGAAAAUGUAACUUAUGCUAUCAAAUAUGCAUUCUUUCAUCCUUCAAAAUUGAAUCUUAUAGAAAGAUUUGAUAUGGAUGUUAUAGGUGACUUAUGUGAACAAAGUAUAAACCCUUAUCAUUGGGCAUAGCAAAUACCUUCUAUGAUAACUAAGGAAUUUGAAUAAUCAAUGAAGAGACAUCAAAUUGAACCAACAUCUUUUCAACUUUAUUUUAUGGUAGCACCAAAUCCAGAAAGAAAAAAAAGAAUUCAAGUUGGAUUUACUGGAGGACAUUAGAUGUAUGAGGAUAUAGCAGCUAAUUGUAUAUCAAUGGCUAGAGAGAUUGUUGAAGAAUAUAAUAAGAAAUGCCAGCUUAGAUUUAUAAAUAAAUUCUCAAUCUUUAUUUCAUUAAUAAGAGUAGUAGCCUAUAUUUUUAUAAUGAACUUCUGUAGUGAAUCUGUUAAAGAUUAUUUAAUAGCUAUUUAAAUGUGCAUUUUCUAAUUUAUGUACUUUUACAUGAUAACCGUAUUGAUGAUGAUUACAUAUAGAGAUUUAAGAAGAAAGGUAUUUGCCAUGACUCAAUUAUCUCAUCUAAUAUCAGCUGAGAAAGUAGAAGUGUAUUAAGAAUCAAAAAUGUUCCCUACUUUAAAUUUAUUAUGUUGUGUAUCUUUAUAUUCUUGGGUCAAUCUGAGAAAAAUGAUUUUAGAUUAUGGAUUAUAAUAUACAAGGAGACAAUCUUUCAUGUUAUCUUUUAUAAUGAUACUUAAUGCAAUCAUGAUGGUCAUUAUGACAUUAUUAUUCUAUGUUGGAUAUAUUACCAUUAAUAGUAUACUAUAAUAAACUGUUGAUUUUGUAGUCAUAGCAUCAAUAUCAAUUGCAUUAGUAUUACAAGGUGCCAGAAUUAAUGCUCAUUGGUGUAUUCAUAGAGGAUUACUACGUAAAAACCUAUUCCUUAUUUAAUAAUUGUCAUAUCAAAUCUUCAAAUCUUUAGAUUAUACAUUUAAACCUGAAGAUCCAGUUUUUAGUGUAAUUAUAUUUUCAUUAUUUUAGGCUUUUUAAAAAGUACUUGAUAGUGCUACAACUAGUAGUGUAGUUCAAGAUGAUUAAUUUCUGAAUUAUUCAUUAUUUUGUAUUCAUUCAAUAUAAAAUGUGGUAAAUGCAUAUUCUCUAUAAUAUAGUAUAAUGAUUUAGGUCAAUAAGAGAAAUGUCAACCAUAUACUGUAAUGGGAAUAGCUAUGACUUAUUAAUUACUGUUAUAGGUUUGUAUUAGUACAAUGGGAUUGAUCGGAACCUCAGGCUUAAACUUCAUUUUAUAAGUGACUACUUGA